UUGGAUUCCAUUGCCUACAAGUUGAAAGACUUUUAUAACAAAAAACUUCAAGUUCCCACGCUUCCCAAUUCCCUAUAUAAGCUUGCCGAAUUCAUCAAAGUACUCAAAGGAAAAAUCACUAAUCAUUUCUCCACCAUGACCAAGCAUCUGUAUGUUUGGGUUUCUUUUACCAUCUUAUUUAUCUUAAUUAAGCUAGCAAAAGCUGACAAUUAUAUUGUCCAUAUGGACCUCUCAGCCAUGCCCAAAGCCUUCUCUAACCACCAAAGCUGGUACUUGUCCACUCUUUCAUCUGUAUCACCCAAAUCCAGAGCUCAAACCAACAUUAAUCUCCCUUUUUCUAAACUUAUCUAUACCUACAACCAUGUUAUUCAAGGUUUUAGUGCAAGUCUCACACCUGCAGAGCUUGAGGUCUUGAAGAAUUCUCCAGGGUAUGUUUCUUCUGUUAUAGAUAGAACUGUGAAGGUCGAUACAACCCAUUCUUUCAAGUUUCUUGGCUUGAAUUCCGGUACCGGUGCUUGGCCGGUGUCAAAUUUCGGCAAGGAUGUCAUUAUCGGGGUGAUUGAUACUGGGGUUUGGCCAGAAAGUGAAAGCUUUAAUGAUAAUGGGGUGACUGAUGUUCCAUCGAGAUGGAAAGGAGAAUGUGAAAGUGGCAUCCAAUUCAAUUCCUCAUCGUGCAACAAAAAGCUCAUUGGUGCUCGGUUUUUCAAUAAAGGCCUGAUUGCGCACAAUCCCAAUAUAACUAUCUCAAUGAAUUCUCCGCGGGACACUGAAGGACACGGCACCCACACUUCAACAACUGCUGCUGGAACUUAUGUCGAAGAUACAUCGUACUUUGGCUAUGCCGUGGGAACUGCAAGAGGAAUGGCCCCAGGAGCUCGUGUGGCCAUGUAUAAAGCUCUCUGGGAAGAAGGAGCUUACACCACAGAUAUAAUUGCAGCCAUUGAUCAAGCGAUCGAUGACGGUGUUGAUGUGCUUUCCAUGUCAUUAGGCUUGGAUGAGCUUGAGUUGUAUGAAGACCCAAUUGCAAUAGCCACAUUUGCCGCCAUAGAGAAGAACAUCUUCGUUUCGACGUCUGCAGGAAACGAAGGACCAGAUGUGGAGACCUUGCACAAUGGAACACCUUGGGUUUUAACCGUCGCGGCCGGCACCAUGGAUCGAGAGUUCGUCGCAACGUUAAAUCUUGGUAGCAAAGGGCCAGUCAAUGGUAUAGCUCUCUAUCCUGGGAAUUUCUCUUCAAGCGAAUUCCCAAUUGUUUUCAUGGACGCAUGUGGCAACACAACUGAUCUGAGGAAAACCAAGCAGAAGAUCAUUGUGUGCCAAGAUCCAGGCAAGGAAGACUCCCUCAAUGACCAGUUUAACAACGUUCAAGUAGCUGGAAACAUUGCCGGUGUCUUCAUAACAAAUAACAGUGACGUGGAUGUAUUCGCCCAAAGCCCAUUUCCAGCCAUUUUCUUGGAACAAAAAGAUGGUGAUGCAGUUGUGGAGUUCAUUAAGACCAACAAUGACCCAAAAGCCAGCAUUGAAUUUAAAAAAACAAUCCUGGGUAUAAAACCUUCACCAAGGGUAACUAGCUAUACCUCUCGAGGUCCUUCCUACAGUUGUCCAUCUGUUUUAAAGCCUGAUAUUAUGGCCCCUGGCGACUCGGUCCUUGCUGCAUGGCCUACAAACAUUGGAGCAGCUCGUGUAAACGAGGACCUGGUGUUUUCAAACUUCAAUCUACUUUCGGGAACAUCCAUGGCAUGCCCCCAUGUUUCAGGAAUAGCAGCACUUUUAAAAGCAUCAUAUCCUGAUUGGAGCCCCGCCGCCAUCAGAUCAGCUUUGAUGACUACAUCGGAUCAGAUCGAUAACACCGGCAGUCCUAUAAAGGAUAUGGGCGAUAAUCUCCGGCCAGCCAAUCCUUUAGCAAUGGGAGCUGGCCAUGUCAAUCCCAAUAAAGCGUUGGACCCUGGACUUGUAUAUGAUGCUACGGUUCAAGAUUAUGUGAAUCUUCUAUGCGGUUUAAACUUCACAGAAAAACAAAUCAAAAUCAUCACGAAAUCAUCUUCAAACAACUGCUCCAACCCUUCUCUGGAUCUCAAUUACCCUUCUUUUAUUGCGUUUUUCGACGAUACGGGCGCAAAACCAAAUUCAACGGCCAUGUUGGAGUUUCAAAGAACUGUGACAAAUGUUGGAGGUGGGAGCUUCACCUACAGAGCAACUGUAACACCAAUCAAUGGACUUAAGGUGACGGUGGAACCAGACAAACUGGUUUUCACUGCAAAAUACGAGAAGAAAAGCUUCAAACUGAGCGUUGAAGGUCAAAGACAACUGAAUGAAGCAGUGUCGUUUGGUUAUCUUAUUUGGGAAGAUAGUGGAAGAAAACAUGUUGUUAGAAGUCCAAUAGUUGCCACAAGCUACAAAAUAGAAAAAUGACCAACUCCAUUUUUUUUCCAUCUUCAAGUUUCUACUUUGAUGAAUAAAGAAUGCACAAGGUUUAAGCAAA
Molecule: messenger RNA, 2482 nt
Organism: Hibiscus syriacus
Lineage: Eukaryota; Viridiplantae; Streptophyta; Magnoliopsida; Malvales; Malvaceae
Product: subtilisin-like protease SBT3
Exons: 1
Biological process (GO): proteolysis
Molecular function (GO): serine-type endopeptidase activity
Source: RefSeq, a predicted model, not a curated record